AUGACUUCUUUAAUAACACCUGUUCGCCGCGUCCUCACUGCGAGUGACUCCCAAGGCAAGGGUUACUUCGCCUCUGAUGACGUCCUGACUCCCUAUGAUCCCACGACCGCCCCUGAGUUCUCACCACCGACAGAGAAAUCUGGAUUUGGCGUCGUUCAAAUCCAUCGAUCGCGCAGUUUCCCUGCGGACAACCAGCGUCCACUGGACGACGAUCCGCAUCGAACACUUGUGCCACUAGCCGACACCAAAGGUCCCUCAGCUCGGAUCAUCGACCUACCGCCUCAUCAAGAAGGUGGAUGGAUGCAUCGCACUAUCAGUUUGGAUUACUGUGUUGUACUCAGUGGUUCGGUUGUGUUUAUCAUUGACGGAGGAGAGGAGAAGAUACUCAAUCAAAAUGAUAUCAUUGUCACUCGCGGCGUGGACCAUGCUUGGGUCAACCGAGGAGAUACCAUGGCGAGAGUAUUUGUCGUUGUUGUCCCUUCUUUGCCCAUUGUGACUGCGGACGGAAGCAAAUUAGAAAAGACACCUGCUGGACCGAUCUAUGACCCCGAGGAAAAAGAUGAUUAA
Molecule: messenger RNA, 567 nt
Organism: Talaromyces rugulosus
Lineage: Eukaryota; Fungi; Ascomycota; Eurotiomycetes; Eurotiales; Trichocomaceae
Exons: 1
Coding region: 1-567 (188 amino acids)
Source: RefSeq, a predicted model, not a curated record